Messenger RNA from Volvox carteri f. nagariensis, 2379 nucleotides. RefSeq lists its product as uncharacterized. The record is from RefSeq and is a predicted model, not a curated record. The transcript is spliced from 20 exons. Lineage: Eukaryota; Viridiplantae; Chlorophyta; Chlorophyceae; Chlamydomonadales; Volvocaceae. The coding region runs from base 1 to 2379 and encodes 792 amino acids.
AUGUUCGUGCACAUUUUCGGCCUCGCAUUGUGUGUCCUGGCGUUGGCUGCUGUGCAAAUGAAGGCACAGCCGGCUUCUGAGACUCUAAGCCAUAAUCUCCAAGAGAGAAAUCCUGUAUGUCGUCGGCGGGGUCAAGGUGCUUACUGUUCGGCCGGCCAUGUGGGCGGAUACAUUGGACCGAUAGACACCGCGCAGGAGCUGAAGGCAGCCCUUAAAGCAACGGCCUUCAAUAAAGAGAUCAUCAUAUUUGCCGAGAACCGCGUCGCACAUGCUGCACACGCGGUGUCUCGCCUUCGCGGAGCAGCAGGUUAUGGCCACGUCUUACCAGUGAUGGAUUCUAGGCUUUGUCAUCGCCUCGGCCGCAUCUUCGUGGCCUUCACAAGUGAACAGGGACCGCUGAGCUGCGUCAGCUACGCCACAGCGGACCAGAGUGGUAUCCCGUACCCCGCCGGCUUCCGCUACUUCCGUACAGGUUUCGGACUGACCGCAUGGUGGCAGAAAUGGUUUACUGUAGCGCGCUCGGUGCUUCUGGGCUACAAUGUGAUGGCGGUGGACUCCGACGUGCUGGUGCUUGACGACUGGUACUGGCGGGUGAAGCAGCCGCCCAUCAGCAGCUACAACAUGAUGAGUCAGGCGGAGUGCGACAUCUGCAUCAACGGGGGCUUCUCGUACAUCCAGAACGCGUCUUCCCGGGGCCCCGUGGCUUGGCUGCUGUACGAGGCUGUGCACCGAGCUGUGCGGUGGGCGGAGGACAGCAGCGCCGUGACGGCACUAUCGCAGCGGCUGACCAGGGAGCCGCAAUGGGUAACUUGCGCGGACGACCAGACUCUGCUAACGGACACCAUGUGGAAUGCUGUCAACGGGAAAAUUGGCUUCGGAUCGAUGCGCUGUAUGCUGAGCGACGACGAAGAAGCGCUGGCAAAGCUGGGCUACGAAGGCAGCAGGCGCAACCACUCCUGCCGACCUCUCUCUUCCCAGCACCACUCUGGACCCACGGGUCGGCCCGGGGAUUUCCAGGGCGCCAACGGCCCUGGCGCGGGAGGGGCCCCAGGCUUCUUCCCCGCGGAUUACGAGUUGACGGGCGAGCUGGCGGAGGUGGCGUGUGACAGCUUCAACGACCCUUGGCACUGCCGCCGCUUCGGAGGCAAUAUCUCGAUACAGAGCGCCGUACUGCGCAUGCCGCACAGCGGCGGGGUGUGGCCUAAGGAGCGGGGCGGCUACCCGUUCAACCCGGAGAUAGGGCCCUACACGCGAGCGUACCGGCAGGCCAUGCUGGAUCUAGGUGUUCCCCUGCCACCUGACCCCGAGGACCCCGCCACGGCGCAGCAGGCUAAGGACACCCAACCGGAGCUGUUCGGUCUGCUCAAUGUCCUCGGCUACCGUGGCGGCGACGGGCGCUGCUCCGGUUGCUGGCUGGAGUCCCAGUGGUACGUCACCGGCCGGCUGGGGUUGUGGCACACGCACCUGAGCGGCGUGCCCCAAGUACAGUCGAUUGGUCACUUGCACGCGGGCCUGUACCCGGGCGAUUUCCAGAAGCUGCUGCUAAUGCAAGUCACUGGCCACUACGACUGGCGAGUGGCAGGACGAUUGGGUGGAGGGCCGUACCGGGUGUUUUACACCAACUACCCGGACUACCGCGCCCUGGAAUGGGCCCUUCUUGAGAAAGUGGAAGACUUCCAGAGGGUGGUGGCGUACGCGCCGGGAGUCAUAACACCGCAGAUGUCCAAGGAGGAUUUCGUUCGCGCCUCGGCGGGUCUUGCGCAGGUGGCUGUAUCCCUGGGGGCGGUGGCGGCCUGGCCGGCAGUACCCUGCACCUCCGACUGGGUUCUAAGCCCCCAGGCACGGGCAUCCAGCACGUCCCCCCGGGGUGCCGCCACCUCGGCGCCCUGGUUCCACAUCAACACGGCAUACACGGUGCUGCCGUUCGGUGAGAGCUGGGAUCAGCUCCAGUGUGAGUGGACGGCGUUCACAUCCGAAGACUGCCUGAUGAACCGGCGGCACAGCUUCCCUGAUGGCCGUGACAGCGGUCGGGGGAUGUUGGCGGUGGAGUUUGCCCACUUGUUGCAACGACGAGCCCACCACAACGCCACCUUGCUGAGGGGGCCCACUCCGGAGACAACCUUGCGACUGACAGAAUGGUAUGAAGUUCAACAGGUGCAUCUUUUGCUGCUCAACUCAGAGGUGCUGCUGCAGCAGCUGCAUCAGCACGAGCCGGUCACCGUAAUGUGGCUCGAUAGACUGGUGGGCGCCGUACAGGGUAUGGCAGACACCACCGAGCAAACCUACAACACGUGGAAACAGAGGUGCCGGGCACUCAAGUACUUCGACCUACCGGAAUAUGAGCGUAAUGCAUGCCUUGCGCCCCCGGGGGCCCAUUAG